AUGCUUUCCGCAGGGGAAAGACCUCAGCCUUCCCACGCUCCCACCAUAGUAGAUUCCACCGUGAGCAAGGCGCGCAUCAUGCCGGACCUUGCCGCCAACGGAACCAACGGAGUGACAUCCUCACCCUCCAAACCCGCGCAAAUGCAACACAUCUGGGUCGUGACCGGUCCAGCAGGAUGCGGAAAGAGCACCGUCGGCAACGUCCUACGCACUGAGCUAGGCAUCCCAUUCCUUGAAGGCGACGAUUUCCACCCGGCCGCAAACAAAGACAAAAUGGGCAAAGGCAUCCCACUCACAGACGAAGACCGCUGGGACUGGCUGAUCUCCCUCCGACAAGCCGCAAUCGACGCACUCUCCCCCUCAGAAGCCAACAACUUCCACCCACCCGCCGGUGUGGUAGUAGCCUGUUCCGCGCUGAAGCAGAAAUACCGGGAUGUGAUGCGCGUCGCUGCAUAUGGCUCGUCCUUGGUGCAGAUCCACUUUGUCUACCUCAAGCUCAGCGAGGAUGUGUUGCUGCAGCGUGUCACACAGCGCCAAUCACACUACAUGAAGAGCAGUAUGGUGCAGUCGCAGCUAGCUGCGCUUGAGGAGCCCAAGGGCGAAUGGGAUGCUAUUACUAUCAAUGUUGAGGGUACGAUGGAGGAUGUGGGGCGCAAUGUGAUUGAUGCUGUGACUGAGAAGCUCGCUGAGUAUAAGUGA
Molecule: messenger RNA, 699 nt
Organism: Penicillium concentricum
Lineage: Eukaryota; Fungi; Ascomycota; Eurotiomycetes; Eurotiales; Aspergillaceae
Product: gluconokinase
Exons: 2
Coding region: 1-699 (232 amino acids)
Cellular component (GO): cytoplasm
Molecular function (GO): gluconokinase activity
Source: RefSeq, a predicted model, not a curated record